UAGCAUUAGGGAUUCGAUUCAAAGAGGUAGCUUGGCGAUCGUUUCGAUCGAUUGUUGUUUCAGUCCGAUUCCUUUUGGCUCUCGCUCUGAAUCUGGGUCUUCUUCUCGACGAUUUCGCUCGUUUUCUUGCCUUUUGCAGGUUCCGAUCUUGAGCUGAAAUGGCGACCGAGACGAAAGCCGCGACGGAAGAGGCGAAGAUGGAUCUGUUCGAAGACGACGAUGAGUUCGAGGAGUUCGAAAUCAACGAAGAAUGGGAGGAUAAGGAAGAAGGGAAAGAAGUGACUCAGCAGUGGGAAGAUGACUGGGAUGAUGAUGAUGUUAAUGAUGAUUUUUCGCUGCAGCUGAGGAGGGAGCUUGAAAACAAUGCUGAGAAGAACUGAGACAUUUGGAGAAAUAUGCUUGCUUCAUUAUGUUUCUCGUUCUAAACUUGAAAGAUGAUUCCUUGCCUUCUCUUUCUUUUCCCCUUUUUGAGAAUUUUAGCAAACUUCUGAGUCUGAAGAAAUGGAAUUGUGAACAGGAUUUGCCUUCGAGCAGUGCUUCGCUCGAAUGCACAAUUGUACUGAUAGAGAACUCAAUUCUCUGUCUUCUGAUGAGGAUUUGAGAAGCAAUCAAAAGCGCACGAGUUCAGAUCCUAUUCAGUGGGUCUAUAGCAAUAUA
Molecule: messenger RNA, 657 nt
Organism: Rhodamnia argentea
Lineage: Eukaryota; Viridiplantae; Streptophyta; Magnoliopsida; Myrtales; Myrtaceae
Product: protein DELETION OF SUV3 SUPPRESSOR 1(I)-like
Exons: 3
Coding region: 159-380 (73 amino acids)
Biological process (GO): double-strand break repair via homologous recombination; mRNA export from nucleus; proteasome assembly
Cellular component (GO): proteasome regulatory particle, lid subcomplex; proteasome complex
Source: RefSeq, a predicted model, not a curated record